Molecule: messenger RNA, 3809 nt
Organism: Abrus precatorius (Indian licorice)
Lineage: Eukaryota; Viridiplantae; Streptophyta; Magnoliopsida; Fabales; Fabaceae
Product: L-type lectin-domain containing receptor kinase S.1
Exons: 1
Coding region: 140-2125 (661 amino acids)
Biological process (GO): protein phosphorylation
Cellular component (GO): plasma membrane
Molecular function (GO): ATP binding; protein kinase activity; carbohydrate binding
Source: RefSeq, a predicted model, not a curated record
GAAAAGUUUUAUAUUAUUGGCUGCAGACAAUCCAAUUGAAUAUUGGAACAAUACCCGUUGAAACAAAAUCCAACCAUUUAUGUCUUCUUCUUCCACACCCUCUUCCCACCGUCGCCGUCGGUGAAACCUUAUUUCAGCGAUGAUGGGUACGAUAAAGAUUCUCACUAUCCUCCAACUGUGUCUCUUUCUCUUAGUCCCUCCCACGCUUUCGCUGGACUUCAUAUUCAACUCAUUCACCGCCAUCACUAACCUCACUCUCAUCAAAGACGCACGCAUCGACGCCUCUGUCAUACGCAUCACCAACGACUCCAACCAAUACUCUUAUGGCCGAGCCUUCUACCCGACAAAGAUUCCCAUGAAACCCUUCCCCAAUUCCUCAACCAUUUCCUCAUUCUCCACCUCCUUCGUCUUCUCCAUCUUGCCACAGAUCCCCACCAGCCCAGGCUUCGGUCUCGCCUUUCUCCUCUGCAACACCACUUCCCCUCCCGGUGCUCUCGCCAGCCAGUACUUUGGCCUGUUCACCAACGAAACCUCUCCCUCCCCUUUCCCUCUCAUCGCCGUCGAAUUCGACACCGGACAGAAUCCCGAGUUCAACGACAUCGACGACAAUCACAUCGGCAUCGAUCUCAACAACAUCGUUUCCGUGUUCUCAACCCCUGCAGGAUACUACAAUUCCAGCGCCGCCUUUGUCCCCCUUCGCAUGCGCACUGGUCAAAACAUCCACGCUUGGAUCGAUUUCAACAGCGAGAGUUUCCAGAUUAACGUCACCGUCGCGCCGAUCGGCGUUCCGCGCCCCACGAAGCCCACGCUUUCAUAUAGAGAUCCCACCAUAGCUAACUACGUUUCUGCUGAUAUGUACGUUGGGUUCUCCGCUUCUAAAACGAACUGGAUCGAGGCACAGAGAGUUCUGGCAUGGAGCUUCAGCGAUUCAGGGCCAGCAAGGGACCUUAACACCACGAAUUUGCCAGUUUUCGAACCAGAAUCAUCUUCUUCCUCGCUUUCUGCUGGGGCAAUAGCAGGGAUUGUGGUGGGUUGUUUUGCGUUUGUGGUGAUUUGUACAUGUGGGGUUUACUUAUGGUGGAGAAACAAAAAAGCUAAAGAGGAAGAAGACGACGAGAUCGAAGAUUGGGAGCUAGAGUACUGGCCACACAGGUUUUCAUACGAGGAACUGAGCGUGGCAACAGGGGAGUUUGGGAAGGAGCAGUUGUUAGGUUCUGGAGGGUUCGGAAGAGUUUACAGAGGAACACUAUCGAAGAACGCGCAAGUUGCGGUGAAGUGCGUGAACCACGAUUCGAAACAAGGGUUGCGAGAGUUCAUGGCGGAGAUAUCGAGCAUGGGGAGGUUGCAGCACAAGAACUUGGUUCAAAUGCGAGGGUGGUGUAGAAAAGGUAACGAGCUUAUGUUGGUUUAUGAUUACAUGCCUAAUGGAAGCCUCAACAAAUGGGUGUUCGAUAAACCGGAGAAGCUUCUGGGGUGGGAGCAACGGCGUCGUAUCCUUGUCGACGUGGCAGAGGGGCUUAACUACCUUCAUCACGGUUGGGACCAGGUUGUUAUUCAUAGGGAUGUGAAAUCUAGUAACAUAUUGUUGGACGCCGACAUGCGAGGAAGACUAGGGGACUUUGGUUUGGCCAAGCUUUACCAACACGGGGAGGUUCCCAACACCACGCGCGUAGUUGGCACGUUGGGGUAUUUGGCGCCGGAGUUGGCUACGGUUGCCGCGCCUACGUCGGCGAGUGACGUGUACAGUUUUGGGGUGGUGUUGUUGGAGGUGGCGUGCGGGAGGAGGCCCAUAGAGACGUCGGUGCCGGAGGAGGAGGUGGUGCUUAUUGAUUGGGUGAGGGAGUUGUACGCGAAGGGGUGUGCGUGUGAGGCUGCGGAUGCUAGGAUUAUGGGUGAGUAUGAUGUGGGGGACAUGGAGAUGGUGUUGAAGCUUGGGUUGGCUUGUUGCCACCCUGACCCUCAGAGGAGACCCACCAUGAAGGAAGUUGUUGCUCUUCUCCUCGGAGAGGACCUCCCGGAGGCACCCCGGAAGGUGCUUUCUGAUUUGGUUCGCGACGGAGAUGACACCCCCGGCGGCGGGGACUUGGAUGAGGCGGCGCCUUUGCAACCCUCCACUCUGGUUUGAGUUUCACUGUGCAUAAGUGGACUGUUUUUUUUUUUUUUCUUUUUUUUUUGUGUGAUUGGAAUUUGCUAGAUAGUGGUUUGUUUGUGAAGAGAUUGACCUGUAUUUUUUUCUUUGUUUCGUUUUAUAUUAUUGGAUUAAUUCCACUUCAAUCAAAGUCCCAUGUAACUCUACUCUCUAGGGUGCAUUGUAUUCUAACUGAUGAAAGCAAAAUUAGUUAAUAAUUUUAGUCAACAAGUGACUUUCAUGUUCUUAGACACGCCACUUGCGUAUAAAAGCAUGACUUGCUUGCUUUCCUCUAUGGGUCAUUGCCUUUAUGGCUUUGUCUAGAUGAAUGGAUCUGUGUUCUGCAUGCGUGGAAGUAGCUUGAAGUAGAUAUGAAAAUGACGAUACGCAUGUGCGCAUUGCACUGGUGUCGUGAUCUGCACGCAUGCUGGGAAAUUUCCGAUCCCUAAAAGGAGAUUAUUUGUAGAUGGUAAACUUGAAAACCACAUCCAAAGCUAAAAAGUGGAAGGUAUUUUGAUUGCAGUCUUUAUGUACAUUCACAUGUGAACAUUUGUAAGAGACAACAUCAAAACUACAGGUGAUGUUUUCUAAUGAAAAUACACGUGUAGCAAACUAUUACACGUUUUAUCUUCUCAUUGAUGAACCGUUAUACUUACUGUAUUUUUAUAGAAGUAGAACUGUUCCAAGUCUUCUCCUUUUGAUUAUUACAUUCUAAUAUCAAAUGAUAUAUAUAUCCAUGGACACUCGGAAAGCUUGCUGAAAUCCUUGACUUGAUAGACCACACAAAGCAUAACCAUGCUUAGACUACUAUAGCGUGAAGUUGAGAGUAUGGAAAGUGAAGGAGGGUUCUGUUCUCUUUGCACCAAACUUGAAACACUCGGAUUCUUGAUGGCAUGCGGACGCCACAGAUUCCUUCAUGCUUUCAGGUCCACAAACCAAAACUCCAAUAUUAGAUCCACAGCUUUCAAUCCGGACCUUUCCAAAUAUAUCUGUUCAAUUCGAAGGUGUCAACAGGUUAGUCAAUAUGUAUUAGAAACAUUAGGAAAUAAACGAUGAGAUCACUACCUUUAAAGUUAGGCCUUCCCCCAAAAUGGACUUCAUGUUCUUCAAGAGCAUUCCUAGCUUCAGCUGAAUUUAGAUCAAGGGGUUUAAUAUCUUUAUACGAUAUUGGUGAAAUACCUUUCUUCAGCCUUCUCCAUCUCAACAUAGCUGCCAUCAAGGUGCUGCAUCCUAAAGCUAGAACAAAAGCAGCUAUCAGAAGAAGAUUCAUAACCCAAGAGGGGGUCUUUUCUUUGGACAGUUUGGAGCGCUUUCCAGACGGAAUUACAAUAUGGUUGAAACAAAUAAGAAAAAUAAGGAAAAUGAUGGAACAAAACCCUGCAAUGGCGGCCAUCCAAGUUGAACUUUCGGGCCCGUAUGCUGCAUAGUUUGAACACACACUUUUCACUUGUAGGGUUCUUACUGCAAAGAACUCGUUUAGUAGCUCCCUAAUUCCCACCCCUGCCUGUGUUUCUUGGGUUACAAAUAACUUUAGAUUCAAAUUAAAAUUUUCUGAUUGCUUGAGUAAUAGAUGUGAGAUUGAAUGUAACAGACAAAAGUCUUGUGUCUUCUUAACGACAUAUACAAGUUGUAUUCUCGACGGAAAUCUACUUUUGCUGGUAGCUGAAUCGACUUCUACCAA